Molecule: messenger RNA, 709 nt
Organism: Telopea speciosissima
Lineage: Eukaryota; Viridiplantae; Streptophyta; Magnoliopsida; Proteales; Proteaceae
Exons: 8
Coding region: 16-444 (142 amino acids)
Source: RefSeq, a predicted model, not a curated record
AUGGCAUUCUAAUAAAUGGAUGGAUUGUUUAUGUAUCGGAAAUGGAGGAUUCAAGCACUCCUCGUUUCAGAUGCUCUCACUGUGCUGGCCCUCUGUCCAAAGAAUUGGAAACCAGCAAUUGGACUGUUCCACCGCUCGUCAGGGACAGCUUUUCCAUGGUUGAUUGGUUCUGCUGUUGGUGGCACAGCAAGUGCAUUCUAUGGGUUUAACCAUGCAAUGCCAGUUGUUCAAAGAUAUGUAAAGGGGCCUAUGUGGUUGCAUUUCCUCAUUGGUGCUCCACCUGUAAUAGUCUUUUCUUCAGCUUGCGCGGGGUUGUCAGGUGGUGCCAUUCCAGCACUAGCGCAACUUGUCUCUUCAUCUUAUCAUGCAGCAAUCUCAUCAUCAUUGCCUCCACCAACACAACAGGAUGAUAAGAUGCACAAAUCGAGAACCUCUACUUUGUAAUUCCUUCUCUUCACGCAGAGCUUUUCAAGUAAUGAUUCUCCCCAAACCCCCCUUCCCCUACCCCGGCAAUGUUAAAUGGACCACUCGGGUUGUUGUAUAUUGUAGAACUUUCAACGAUGAGGUAAAUAAACAUUCUUUAUCCACCAAUAAUUUAUUUUUUUUUCCGAGGAAUCACGGAACUGAUGGUCACUGUUUUUUUGCUUUGAUAAAAACCCGAUCCAUGUUGAUGGUGUCAAAGUGAGAUUCCUAUUAGGACUUGUUCAUU